Molecule: messenger RNA, 1341 nt
Organism: Cladophialophora yegresii CBS 114405
Lineage: Eukaryota; Fungi; Ascomycota; Eurotiomycetes; Chaetothyriales; Herpotrichiellaceae
Product: 4-aminobutyrate aminotransferase
Exons: 1
Coding region: 1-1341 (446 amino acids)
Molecular function (GO): pyridoxal phosphate binding; transaminase activity; identical protein binding
Source: RefSeq, a predicted model, not a curated record
AUGUCCAUCCGCAACCUCGCCGAGUUCGGCACCCGCCACGUCGCCCGCGGCAUCGGCCGGCUCGCCACCGAAGUCAUCGAGUCCGGCAGCGGCUCGUACGUGACGAUGGCGUCGGGCCGAAAGAUGCUCGACUUCACCUGCGGCAUCGGCGUCGCGAACCUCGGCCACUGCCACCCGGGCGUGACGCGGGCCGCCCAAACGCAAGCCGCCAAGGUGGUGCACGCGCAAGUCAACAUCGCCUUCCAGCGGCCCUACCUCGAACUGAUCGAGCAGUUGAUCCCACUGAUGCCCGAUCCUAGCCUCGACACGUUCUUCUUCUGGAACUCGGGCAGCGAGGCCGUCGAGGCCGCCGUCAAGUUAGCCCGCCACGCGACGAAGCGGCAGAACAUCAUCGUCAUGCAGGGCUCCUACCACGGCCGCACGAUGGGCACCAUGGCCAUGACGCGCUCCAAGACGGUCUACUCCGCGGGCUUUGCGCCGCUGAUGGGCGGCGUGUUUGCCGUGCCCUUCCCGGACUGUGCGCACUGCGCCAUCUCCUCGCAUACGGGGGGGAAAUGUAACCACCAAAAUUGCUGCAUGGACCCCGUCACGCAGCUGGAGUUGCUUCUGCAGCGCGAGUCCGCGCCGUCAGACACCGCGGCGAUCGUGAUCGAGCCCGUGCUGGGCGAGGGCGGCUACGUCCCCGUACCCAAAGGGUAUCUCGAGCGUGUGCGGGCUAUAUGCGACAAGCACGGCAUUUUGCUGGUCGCGGACGAGGUGCAGAGCGGCUUCGGGCGCACGGGCAAGAUGUUCGCCGUCGAGCACUGGGGCGUGCGGCCGGACGUGCUCGUCAUGGCCAAGGGCAUCGCGAACGGGUUCCCCCUAAGCGGCAUCGCUAGCCGCAAGGAGCUGAUGGACACCCAGCCCCCCGGGUCCAUGGGCGGGACGUACGGCGGCAACGCGGUCUCCUGCGCCGCGGGCAUCGCUGUGGCCAAGGCGUUUCGUGAGGAAAAGGUCCUCGAGAACGUCAACGCGCGGGGGGAAGAAAUGGCAGCCAUGUUGCGUGACGCCAAGCAGAAGUUCCCCCACCUCGUGUAUGAUGUGCGUGGGCUGGGACUCAUGCAGGCGAUGGAGUUUGUCGGCGGACACGGGUACGCGAGUAAAGUCCAGGCCAAGUGUAUGGAGAAGGACAUGUUGAUCUUGACGACGAGUAUCUAUGAUACGCUGAGGUUUAUUCCGCCGUUGAACAUUACCAAGGAGGAUAUGAGUAAGGGGUUGAGUAUCUUGGGGCAGGCCAUUGAGGAGGUCGCGGCUGGGGCCAAGCCAAAGGAAACGGGGACAAGGGGGCAUGCGCCGGAGUGA